Lactuca virosa is the source of this 934-nucleotide messenger RNA. Lineage: Eukaryota; Viridiplantae; Streptophyta; Magnoliopsida; Asterales; Asteraceae. The record is from the annotation of a GenBank genome assembly.
AUCCCUCUUAAAAGACUGACCAAAAUUUUUGAAACUGCAAACCGCAUAUCACACAACGAAGGCCAAAUCUUUAUCCUCAGUGUCUCUGUCUCUCAACAUGUCAAAGAUGAUGCGGUCAGAUCGGAAACCACCGCUGGCGUUAAGAUCUCCGGUGAGGCUUCGUCCCCGUCGCCCUCUUCAGUCAACUGCAAAUAAUCUUCAAACCCCGUCAGGUUUUUCAACAAAAUCCCGUGUGCCCAAACAAUCGAUCAAAACAGAAGAAUCUGAACUCCGCCCAGAAUACCACACAAUUUCUUCUGAACUAAAAGCUCUAACAAAAAUGGUUCAAGAAAAUCUACGGGGUUCCACUGAUACAAAUCAAGUUUCAAAUGCUGCUUAUCAUGAAAGUCCUUUAUUUGAAAGGGGAAAGUUGUAUGAAGAGUAUUCUGCAAGAAGAAACGAAAGGCUAAAAAGAAAAAGAGGCGAAUCUGAGGUUGAGAAAAAUACCCCGUGUAAACAAUAUCUUGGGGUUAGGAAUGAGUCAACAAAGAAAACAGAAGUCAAGAAAUUUGAGAGUGGAAGGAAGAUGACAACCCCAUUGGUGGAUAGGAAAGAAGUGGGGUCCACAAUGAGGUAUUCAUUGAGAAGUAAUUGCAAAGAGAAUAAGAAACCGCCUUUGGGUGUGAGUUUUGAUAGAUCGAUGGAAGGAACUUUGGAAAAGAAAACUAUUACAGUUAGAAGAACUGCAAGAAAAGGGUAUUAGCUAUUCGUUUGUGUAUCAAUAUCACAAUCUGUGUUGUGUUACUGUUACUGUUAUAGUUACUGUUAGUGUAAUAGGUUUGAGAAAUGGGUUUGUGAAGUUGCAAUGAUUGAUUGAUGUUGGUAGAGUUGAGAAAGAAAUAGGGUAAUUGAUGUCAUGAACUUUGAAAACCUGUGGUUUUCUAUGAUAUGAAAG